UCACCUGGUUGAUUAUAUCUUCUAUUCUGUCUUCCGCGCGCGUGUGUGUGUGUUUAUAUACAUAUAGAGAUAUACACGUUUAUAUCUACCCUCUGCGUGUUUUCUCUCUCACACACACACACAUAUAUUUAUAUAUGUUUGUGUGUGGUGUGCUGCUCAACACUACAUCAUCCACACACAUCAGUUUCACAAAGUUUAACACUCCCUUAUAUAUAUAUAUAGACACAUGUAGCAUACCACCUGUAGUCUAGAUUUACUCCCUCCUAUUUCUUGUUUAUUGGGCAUUCACGGCCAAAAAACCUUAACUGAUUAUUAUUUGUUCCUUCUUAUUGGUGUUGUCAUUUUCUUUUCUUUUUUUUUGUUUGGUUCUUUAAUAUUUCUAAUUAUUAAUUUGUAUUAACUUCUACUUGCCAUCAUUGCUGUUUCAUUAACUGCACGACACAAAGUAGUUUAGUUAAAACACGUCUAACAUACAUACACGUACACAAUAUACAUAUAUACACUGUCGUAUCUAUACACAUGUAUAUUUAUACAAAAAAAAAACACAUAGACGCAACAUCUACCUAUCUCUAUAUUAUCCGUGUUGAGCUAUAAAUACUUAUACAUAUGUGUUUAUAACUUGUACAAACUUAACAAAAAACAUCCCAGUAUAUUAACCGGAAUUUUCAGUAAGUUUUUGUUCGUUUAUUUGAGCUUUUGAACUCUCGCGAAGUAAGGUGUGUCUGUGUGCGAGUGUAUACAUACAUUCAUACAUAAAACAUCUAUAAAUAAACAUAUAUAUUAUAUAUGUUUAUGUAUAUAAAUGCGUGUCUGACAAAAAACUUUCGAUUUCUAAGUUGCUUUUCCUUUCUCUUCCUUCAAUACUUCAAUUUCAUUCCUACCUCCUUUGUUGUCCGCCUCCCUCUGUAUUUAUAUAUAUAUAUUAUCUAUAUAACAUCUAUAGGUGAACUAUACAAUAACCUCGCCAUUUCUACAUUAAAUAUACACAACUGUUAAUGACUGAAGAGGAUCGUGUUCUGAGAAAUGUUCUACUCGAGUCGUCGGAUAGUGAUAGUCGCACCUUGCUGGUGGCCAACGCCAACGGAGGUACAGUACCCGAAAUUGCCGACUUAGACGUUGAAGUGGCGUUCGCAACGAGUGCGCACCGGCCUGCGGGGCCGGGCGGGACCUGCAGUACGGGACACCCGAGGUCGCCGACCCGCGGUACGGGCAACAACGAGAGCUCGCCGUUGCUCAACCGAGUGGAGUACGAGUACGGCUUGUUCGGUAAUUACUUCGCAGAUGACUUGGAAUUCAAUGACUGUAUCCGACAGGCUGAAGUAGCCAUAGUCCAGGGCAACUUCCCCGAAAGAAUCUACCAAGGAUCGAGUGGCAGCUAUUUCGUUAAAAACGCCGAUACAGAUCCGAAAAUUAUUGGAGUCUUCAAACCCAAAGAUGAAGAACCGUAUGGUCAUCUAAACCCUAAAUGGACCAAAUGGAUGCACAAAUUAUGUUGUCCGUGUUGUUUUGGGCGGAGUUGUUUGGUUCCCAACCAAGGUUACUUAUCAGAGGCUGGAGCUAGCUUGGUUGACCAGAAAUUAAACCUUAAUAUUGUUCCGAAAACGAAGGUGGUAAAAUUAGCAAGUGAAACUUUUAAUUAUACAGCAAUUGAUAAAAUGAAAGCUAGAACCAAGAAAAAUAUAAUGAACCGGGUUCCUGCAGUGGGUCGACACUUCCACAGAAUUGGUUUACCUCCAAAGGUUGGAUCCUUCCAGUUAUUUGUCACUGGCUAUAAAGAUGCAGACUACUGGCUGCGAAAGUUUGAUAACGAAGCCUUACCUGAGUCCACCUCAGUGCACUUCCAGAACCUCUUUGAACGACUCGUUAUUCUAGAUUACAUAAUCAGAAAUACAGACCGAGGGAAUGACAACUGGCUAAUAAAAUAUGAGACUGCUGCUGCAGGGACACCUGACGAAGGCUGGGACAUGAUAGAAAACCCCCGGAUAUCAAUUGCUGCUAUUGAUAAUGGCCUCGCAUUCCCUUUCAAACAUCCCGAUGAAUGGCGGACCUAUCCCUACCACUGGGCCUGGUUGUCUCAAGCAAAGAAGCCUUUCUCUCAGGAAAUAAAGGAUCUUGUAUAUCCAAAAUUGGAUAGUGCAGAAUUCGUCCAAGGAUUGUGUGAAGAUUUGUAUGAAUUAUUUCGGCAUGAUAAAGGGUUUGAUAAAGCAACAUUUGAGAAGCAGAUGUCAGUGAUGAGAGGACAGAUAAUAAAUAUACAACGAGCUCUACAAAAUGGCAAGUCUCCUGUAGAAUUAGUUCAAAUGCCUGUGGUAACGGUGGAGCGAACAUCAAACCUGGUUGGUUAUCCUCGAUUUACACAAAGUUUUGCUCAUAGGGCACCGUUCUUUUCUUGGUGCUGACAUGACUCAAUGUUGCUGUCAUCAUUUGGUGUUGCUGUCAUCACUUGGCAUCUCUGUCAUUGCUAAGUGAUGCUGACAUCACCUGAUGUCACUCAUCACCUGGUAUCAGCCGCCGCCUGGUUUUCUUGCUACUAAACAGGUACAGGUGAUGUUUUUCAUCAACUGUGAAAUUCUGACAUUACCAGGUGAGGUGGUGGUUGUCAUUACCAGGUGUGGCUGUCAUCAAUUGCUAGGUGAGGCUGUCAUUAUCACCUGGUGUUCCUGUCAUCACCAGGUGAUAUUAUUGCUGUUCUUUCCUUUGUUAUUCUUUCACAACACACCGUUUUUUUUUAUUUAUUUCCCUUUGUUUCUUCACCCCCACCCCCACCCCAUCCACACACCUUUUUUUUUUCAUUUCUUUAUUUUUUAAAUAUUAUAUUUGUUAAUUUCUCUGUCAACUCCCAUCUGCACAACUUCUCUCUCUCAUACAUACAUACAUACAUACAUACAUACACACACUUUUGUCUUAUAUUCUUCUUUCUUUAUAUAUAUUUCUUUCUGUUUAUCAUUGGAUUUUUUUAAAAUAAUAAUAAUAAUAAUGAAUUCUUUUAAAAUGAUUUCACAUUUAUUAUUAAUUUUAGAGUUUUAAAGAAAACAUAAAUAACAAUGAUUAUAAUAAUAAUAAUAGAGGUGGAAUGUUCUCAAAGUGCUGUGUCUGUUUGAAGAGCCUUAUGGUGUUUAGUUUUGUUCUGAAAUUCUCUUUGAUUUCAGAAUUCUAUCCAGUUUGACGUUUUCAUUUGUGUGUGUGUGUAUGUAUGUGUGUAGGAUUGGAGCCUUGAAAAGGACCAAUGAAAAUGGUGAAUUUGUAAAGUAAAAUUUACCUCCUGGCUGUCAAAAAAAGAAAAUUGUUAUGAGGCACAGGGUCAACUUUUAGAGGGAAAUACAUGAUUUUAGUGGGAGGAAGAGGAGGAGGAGGAGCUGUUAGUUUCAUUGCAACACCUCUUCCUUUCACCUCUAUCAUAUUUCUGUUUCAACAGUCCCUGACACUGCCACUCUUUCUGUCCUCCUUUCUUUGUUGUUCUGUAUAAGUCACCAUAAUAGGAGGAAGCAGUCGAGAAAUGGAGCAUGUGUUAACACUAAAAGGUACCACUAGUGGGUGCUGUUGACUUCCCCUUCUGUCAUGAAUGCACUCAGGUAAAAUGAAAAUAACCCAAGGAAACGCACACAAUUACUUCAAGUAAACUACAAGGGUAGGUGCACUAAGUACACAGGAUUAUGACUAACAUUAUGACUAACAUUAUGACUAACAUUAUGAUGGUGGCAAGCUGUCAGAAAAUUGUUGAUGUAAUUGGCUUGGCCUCCUCCCUUCAAAAUUGCUAGCCUGUGUGCCUAAAUUAGAAUUAUUAUUAUUAUUAUUAUUAAGGUGACAAGUUGAUAGAAUCGUUAGUGUGAGUCCAACAACAUGCAUAGCAGUAGUUCUUUGGGCUCAAAUUCUUCCGAGGUCGACUUUGCCUUUCAUCCUCCCAGGUUCAAUAGAAUAAAUACCACUUGAAUCCUGGGAUUGAUGUGAUCAACCUCUUUUAAAUUGCUGACCCUUGUGCUUAAAUUAGAAUUAUUAUUAUUGCAGUAGAUUGGCAGAAUAAAAGUAUUGGACAAAAAAUAUUUUGUGAUAUUCAGUGAUGGCCCUUUACUUAUUGACUAAGGCCAAUUACGUCUUUCAUCCUUCUAGGGUUCAAUUCCCAGCAACAUACAUACUGGUGCUGAUUUAAUUGACUCUUUCUCUUUCCCAAAUUUUCUGGCUUUGUCUUUGUUUAAAAAAAAAAAAAAAUUAUUUUGUUAUGACUACGAAAGUUGGGGAUUUGCAGAAGCAUUGAGUAAAAUACCUUGUGGUAUUUACAUUCCUUUUAGAGUCUGGCUCCAAAUCAUAAGCUAAAUAUUAAUCCACCAGCAAGGGAGACAGAUGAGGGUAUCGGUGAUACCCAACAGAGAGGAAGACAGACGAUAUUGUCAAUGAUGCGAAUAACUACAGAGAAUGACGGCAUUUAGCAAUAGUGUAGAGAGAGAGAUGACACAGGUAAAUGAGGAAAACCGGGGGAUAUUAUUAACGACACUAGGUCCCUAAACUGUCUAACCUUGUGCCUCUUACAUUCAUUAUGAUUAUUAUUUCUUUUUUGUUGCAACAUUGGGUGAUUUUUUAAAAAAUAUUUUUUUCUUUUUCCCCUUUCUUCUCUCAUUUCUCCUCUCUGUUAUAUAUAUAUAUAUAUAUAUAUAUAUAUGCACACUUUAAACUUCUGUUAUAGAAAUGAAAUAAAUAAACAAACACACACGCAACAUAAUAUAUAUACACAGACAUGCAUAUACACCCAUGCACGUACAUACAAAUAUAUUUAAAAUAAAAAUAUUCAUAAAACUUCA
Molecule: messenger RNA, 4793 nt
Organism: Octopus bimaculoides (California two-spot octopus)
Lineage: Eukaryota; Metazoa; Mollusca; Cephalopoda; Octopoda; Octopodidae
Product: phosphatidylinositol 4-kinase type 2-beta
Biological process (GO): phosphatidylinositol phosphate biosynthetic process; Golgi organization; endosome organization
Cellular component (GO): plasma membrane; endosome; trans-Golgi network
Molecular function (GO): 1-phosphatidylinositol 4-kinase activity
Source: RefSeq, a predicted model, not a curated record